This is a messenger RNA of Gopherus evgoodei (Goodes thornscrub tortoise), 2780 nucleotides long. Its product is annotated as ATP-binding cassette sub-family F member 2. NCBI's taxonomy places the organism in Eukaryota, Metazoa, Chordata, Testudines, Testudinidae. The transcript is spliced from 15 exons. Bases 105 to 1976 code for a protein of 623 amino acids. Gene Ontology annotation, molecular function: ATP binding; ATP hydrolysis activity. The record is from RefSeq and is a predicted model, not a curated record.
AGGAGCCGAGCGGCCCUUCUCGGGCGGCUGCGGGUGACCUCGGAGUAGUGGGGGUGAUGGACCCGCUCUGAGGGUCAGAGUUCGGAGAGCUGUGACCUGUAACCAUGCCCUCUGACCUGGCCAAGAAGAAGGCGGCCAAGAAGAAAGAGGCAGCCAAAGCUCGCCAGCGGCCGAAGAAAACCCCAGAGGAGAAUGGGGAUGCUGAGAUUGAGCAACAGGAGAUGAAGAAUGAGGAGGCCAAUGGGACGGAAGGGUCAGAGAUAGAUGCUUUGACGAAGGAGCUGGAGGACUUUGAGCUGAAGAAAGCAGCUGCUCGCGCUGUCACUGGGGUGCUGGCCUCCCAUCCCAACAGCACUGACGUGCACAUCAUUAACCUCUCGCUGACCUUCCAUGGACAGGAGCUGCUGAGCGACACAAAACUCGAGCUGAACUCAGGGCGUCGCUAUGGGCUUAUCGGGCUCAAUGGGAUAGGAAAGUCCAUGCUCCUGUCUGCUAUCGGGAAGCGGGAAGUGCCAAUCCCUGAGCACAUUGACAUCUAUCACCUAACCCGGGAGAUGCCUCCUAGUGAGAAGACGCCACUACAGUGUGUGAUGGAGGUGGAUACAGAGAGGGCCAUGCUGGAGCGGGAAGCUGAGCGACUGGCUCAUGAGGAUGCGGAGUGUGAGAAGCUGAUGGAGUUGUAUGAACGUCUGGAGGAGCUAGAUGCCGAUAAGGCAGAGGUGCGGGCCUCACGGAUCCUGUACGGUUUGGGGUUCACUCCAGCCAUGCAGAGGAAGAAGCUGAAAGAUUUUAGUGGUGGCUGGCGAAUGAGGGUGGCUCUCGCCAGAGCUCUCUUCAUUCGGCCAUUCAUGUUGCUGCUGGAUGAGCCCACAAACCACCUGGACCUGGAUGCCUGUGUGUGGCUAGAAGAGGAGCUGAAAACGUUCAAACGGAUCCUUGUGCUGAUCUCCCACUCCCAGGACUUCCUGAAUGGCAUCUGCACAAACAUCAUCCACAUGCACAACCGCAAACUGAAGUAUUACACGGGAAAUUAUGAUCAGUACGUGAAGACCCGUCUGGAGCUGGAAGAAAAUCAGAUGAAGCGUUUCCAUUGGGAGCAGGAUCAGAUUGCCCACAUGAAGAAUUACAUUGCACGAUUCGGUCAUGGCAGUGCCAAGCUGGCCAGGCAGGCCCAAAGCAAAGAGAAGACCCUUCAGAAAAUGAUGGCUUCCGGGCUAACAGAGAAGGUGGUGAAUGAUAAGACUCUGUCGUUUUAUUUCCCACCAUGCGGGAAAAUCCCCCCUCCUGUCAUCAUGGUGCAGAAUGUCAGCUUCAAGUACAUGAAGGAUGGGCCCUGGAUCUAUAAUAACCUGGAGUUCGGGAUUGACCUGGACACACGUGUGGCACUUGUGGGACCCAAUGGUGCUGGGAAGUCAACGCUACUGAAACUGCUCACAGGAGAGCUGCUGCCCACAGAUGGGAUGAUUCGCAAACACUCGCAUGUGAAAAUCGGCAGAUACCACCAGCACUUGCAAGAGCAACUGGACUUGGACCUCUCACCUCUGGAGUACAUGAUGAAGUGUUACCCAGAGAUCAAGGAGAAGGAGGAGAUGAGGAAGAUCAUUGGCAGAUAUGGUCUGACUGGGAAGCAGCAGGUGAGCCCCAUCCGGAACCUCUCUGAUGGGCAGAAGUGCCGUGUGUGUUUCGCGUGGCUGGCCUGGCAGAAUCCCCACAUGCUCUUCCUGGAUGAACCCACCAACCACUUGGAUAUAGAAACAAUAGACGCUCUGGCAGAUGCCAUCAACGAGUUUGAGGGAGGAAUGAUGCUUGUCAGCCAUGACUUCAGGCUCAUCCAACAGGUUGCCCAAGAGAUCUGGGUCUGUGAGAAGCAGACAAUCGCAAAGUGGCAGGGUGACAUCCUUGCUUACAAGGAACAUCUCAAGUCAAAACUAGUGGAUGAGGAGCCCCAGCUCACCAAAAAGACCCACAAUGUGUGAGUGCUGGAGGGGUCGGUCAGGUGCUCUCCGUGGAGACUGACACAGUGGCCAGCCUGACCCACCCUCCUGCUGCCUGGAAUCGGACUCUGCUGCUGUCUCUGUGGUUCUCUUCUAGCAUUGCUGCAACAUUGCUUCUCCUCGACCCUCCCUGUAUCUCUACAUCUGGACAACCCCUUCCCUUCUAUUCCGAUUGCACUCAGGCAACUGUAUCCACACCUGGAUGGUGUCUCUUCCUACACCAGACCUUCUACUCCAAUAGGCUGGAGUCAUGGUGAUGACAGUAGGGAAUCUGACUUGCAGUGAUACAGAAGUGGAGACCCUAGCCCAUCUUCUCACCCUUCACCCCCAACUUCCUGCUUCAGUUUAGAAACUUCACUUCAAACUCCUCGGGCCUUGGUUUGUUUUUUAAUGAUUAUUUAACAGUGUAAUUACCAGAUCUGCCUGAGAAUCCAUCAGUCAAUAAAGAGGGAAGAACAGUCUCCUGCUUUCCUUCCUCCUCCUGUGAGGUGCACUGGGCGUGAGAGCACGGAACCAGCUCUCAGCUAGUGCUGAGCUGCUUGGGUUUUAGUGCAUGAUACCGGGCCCUAUCAGCACCCUGUCCUGGACCUGGGGCAAAUGCUGGAGUCUUUCCUACUGACACCAAAUGCCCCCUGUUAGUACAGGAUAGUCACCCAAUUGUACUUAUUUGUACUGGAAGAUGAGGCAACUGAGCUGCAGAGGUGCUGAGGUGAGUUGAUACAAUAGUACCAUUCAUUUCAGGAGUGCAAUAAAUAAGACAUGUUAAAUAAAAACUACAGUUCUGUA